This is a messenger RNA of Gopherus evgoodei (Goodes thornscrub tortoise), 4468 nucleotides long. RefSeq names its product NHL repeat containing 3 (gene NHLRC3). Lineage: Eukaryota; Metazoa; Chordata; Testudines; Testudinidae. The record is from RefSeq and is a predicted model, not a curated record. The transcript has 7 exons. Gene Ontology annotation, molecular function: protein binding; ubiquitin protein ligase activity; translation repressor activity. The coding region runs from base 189 to 1052 and encodes 287 amino acids. Gene Ontology annotation, biological process: protein polyubiquitination; proteasome-mediated ubiquitin-dependent protein catabolic process; negative regulation of translation.
CUGCGGUCUCCCAGGCCGGAAGCUGGAGCUUUCAAUACCAGGCUCGCUUCGCGCACGCUCAGGGGCGGGGCCUCCUGCUGACGUGAGCCACCAGCGGCUCCGGGGCGGGGGUGGGGGAGAGCGAACUCCGGUGCUGACGCUGUCCGGGCUCGGUGAAGCUGCGCGGUAGGCCCGGCCUGGCGGUUGCCAUGGGCAGCGCGGUGGUAGCGCUGCUGGUUUGCUAUUGCGCGCUCUCGGGAUCCCAGGUAUUAAGAGCAAUUGCUUUUUAUUCCCCUUGGAGGAUAGAACAACAGCUUUACAAGCUGGAUGUAGGCUGGCCUAAACGUCCAGAAUAUUUCACUGGGCAGACAUUUUGUGUUGCUGUUGACCCUCUCCAUGAUCUGGUCUAUGUUGCACAAAGAGGGACUAAUGUACCAAAGGUACUAGUGUUUUCAGAUGAAGGAAAUUUCCUGCAUGCGUGGAAUUCCACAGUUGAAAUGCCUCAUGGUAUCUUUGCAGUCAGCACCCCUACAGAUACUUCAGUAUGGAUCACAGAUGUUGGAAGCGGAGAGUAUGGGCACACAGUUAAACAGUACAGUCCUUCUGGGAAACUUAUUCAGAUCCUGGGUACUCAAGGUAAAGCUGGAUCAGGUUUAAAUCCGCUGCAGUUCGAUCAGCCAGCAGAAAUAUUUGUGGAACAAACAGGGGAGAUCUACAUUGUGGAUGGAGAUGGAGGGAUGAACAACAGAUUAUUCAAACUGUCCACAGAUUUCCAGGAGAUAUGGCUGCGUGGGGAAAAUGGUACAGGUGCUGGUCAGUUCAAGAUUCCUCACAGUGUCACAGUGGAUUCUGUUGGACGGGUAUGGGUUGCUGACCGAGGAAACAAACGAAUCCAGGUUUUUGAUAAAGUCACAGGGGAAUGGCUGGGGUCCUGGAGUAGUUGUUUCCUAGAAGAUGGUCCCUCUUCUGUCAGCACAAGCCAUUUCUUCUGGAUUACAAGACUGGUGCUGGAUUUCCUUACGUUCAUUGCAGACUGUGCUUCCACACAUAAACACAGCAUGUUGCAGCACUAGAAUGCAUAAAAUAACUGUUUUGUGACCUGCUCUCACUCUUAUUUUCUGGGUCAAACUCAGGGAGCUAUUUCUCUUAACCUGUCAUUAUUUGUCUUUACUGGCAUGUUUUGUUUCAUUUUUGUUAGUUGUUGGAAUUUGGAGAAUGCACUUGAUAUGCAUAUUAGUUCCAUUUAACCAUGUUUUACCCUGCUUUUAACUUCAAGGUAGUUUUUCCCCUUGUCUCUUGAUAAGACAUUAGGUUUGUAAUUAUUCUGCUAGUCUAGACAUAAAUUUCCACUGUUAAUCAAUUUACACUCUACCUCCAGUGCCUGGGCUGAAUCUUGUGACUUCUUUGCCUAGCCAGUGCACUCUGCUACCUCCUAACGUUCUAGCUGGCAGAGAGAAAUGUCUACAUAUUUAAUUUUCCAGAAGCCUUGUCCACUUGAGGCUCUGGACUGUAGCUUAACAUUGCUUCAGGUUUCCUUGAGUCUUUAUGCUAAGAUUGUCCAACUCAGAACAUAAAGAUGCAGCAUGUCAUAGUCUCCUGGGCUUCAGUGAGACCUUUGAUACUUACAGCCAGUGCUGAGGUAUUAGCAUCUCUGGCAUCUACCUUAGGUAAUCAUUGAUACCGCUGUUGACAUCAAAGGCAUCAGUUCUUUACUGAUUUAAGCUAACUCCAUAUAAAGCACUUUAAAUGAAAUUAAGAGUAUCUUCACAAUGAGGUGACACUGAUUUUUAACUUACUGAAUUUCUAAAUUGAUUUAGUUAAAUGGGUACAAGUUUUAUGUGUAAGCAAGGCCUCAGAGUAGAAUGUGGUGAAGUUUAGCACACCUGAGAAUCCUGAGGCACAUACUGGGGAUUUACUAGGAGACUUUUAAUCAGCCUUAGGUCUGGAGACCUAAAACAUGCUUUUGUCCUCUUAAUCAUGUUGAAACUCAGACACAUUGUCUACAGCAAUAUUUGGCCUUUGGAUUCUUGUUUUUAGAGACCAGUCUGAUCUUUUAUUCUGCCUCCAGAUUUUCAAGGACAUUCUUUCAAUACUAAGCUGCGACUUUCCAUUUCUUUUUGAGGGACUUCUGCCAAUACAUCAGCAGCUGAUUUCUCUUUAGCACAGAACUUGCAAACUUCUUUGUGACUGUUCGAGUCAUUGUCUUUCUAGUUCCUCCCCUGAAUCCAGUUUUGGUUUUAAGUUGCAUAAAUUAGCUUUAUUAUCUUCUCCAAAAAACAUACACCAGCAUCUUUCUGUCCAUCCCUUCCCUAGUCCACAGUAAUUCCAAAGCCUUUUCGGUGUUGCUGUACAGCCUUUCAGAGUAUCCUCUGUUCAGUGUAGAAGGGGUGAAAAAAGAGCACCAAUCUUUGAUAUAUUUCUAGUGGUCAAGAAUAACUCUCCUGGUGAAAGAUUGUAGACUCAUCCUCCUUGUUCAGUCAGGAGCUAUGAAUGCUUUGCAGAAUGAUCUGGGGGAUUUUUUCCUUUUCACAUAACUAUCCUGAUUCGUUGGCUAUUUUGGGUGCUAGUAGUAGGUCAAAAGAGGCUAAGCUGUUCCACCUCCCCAGGUAAGGAGUAUGGGAAGUAGAACCAUGGUUCUCCAUCAUGGAUGUCUGAGCAGUUGAAUGUGGUAUUGCUUAGUUCAGUACCAGGUUCACUAAAAUUUAGGUUUGUUCAGUUUAGCCUUGAAGACCUUUCUUGCCACGGUGUCCAGAUCCUUAUGUAACAUGUUACUGCAACAGUCUACGUAAAUCAUCAGGGAAGAGUCAGAUUUGGUUGCCAUGUCUGGACAUUAUUGCUGCUUUGGAACCAGGCAAUCCUGAACAAAGAAGACUUUGUAUAGAUGGUUGUGAUACUGAAAAAGACACUGUACUGGCAGAUAUCUUCAGACUGGCAGCUCAAGAAGCCUUCCAAGUGAUGCAGAUCAUGAAGUUCUGCGUGUGCCUUUGAGACUUGUCACUCAGACAUCAAUUUUUUAAAACUAUUUUUGGCUGACUUUUGCUGCCCCCCUCAUCCUUGGAAUCAGUGGGAGCUAGGUGCCUAAAUGCCUUUGAGGAUCUGGGCCAAAGUGUGUUUGUUCAGUUUAUAGGUACUUGUGGUAUGAACAGAUGUCACGUGGUGAUUAGUAGGAGGCUAUCAAACUCCUUUUCACUGCUAUACUUGUGACCUUGUUCAAGAGGUGACUGAUAAGUUCUUGAAAUUGAUUUAUUAAAAAUAAUUGAGCAAAAUUACAUUUAAUCUGGCAAAAAAUAAGUAAGGCUUUCACGAUGGGGGACCUUAUGGCUUAAUUUGAAAGUGCUCCUCAUUUCUGUAUCUUGGUGUGAUGACUUUGGCUGCAUGGGAUUUUUUGAUCUGGGGAAAAGUGAGGGAAAAAAAUCAGACUGGUAAACUUGAGCUGUUCAUCUAAAUUACAAUGUUGUGUAUAAAAAAAAUUUUUAAACACAUUUUGCCUGAUUUGCAGACAGCUUAGUAAAAUUACUUACUUGGAAGCUAAAAUUGUGCGUCCCUUUUCUCUUCCUACCUCACUCUUGUGACUCUCGCUCUGUAGGACGUCAAUACUAAAUUGAAAAUGGAUGCAUACAUCUUAAUUAUUACAGUUUAUCAUAUAUUUCCCUCAGAGUAAUUACUAAUAUGUGAUGGUUGAGUUACAUAGCCUUGAUAUGAAAACAACAAUAUAAUCAUUUCCAGCUACAUUGAGUCUUUUAUAGAAGAUUAGACUAAUUCUUAAACAAAAUCCAGAUAUUAAAUUAAGAUUGAAAUCAAUGAGGGAUUUAAAGAGCUCAAAUUGUUCAGCUUGUCAAAAAGAAGAUCAAGUGGUGACUUGAUUACAAUGUAUAAAGUACGUUCAUGGGGAGAAAAUACCAGGUACUAAAGGGCUCUAAUUGAGAAGAAAAGAGCAUUACAAGAACUAAUGGCUGGAAGUUAAAGCCAGACAAAUGCAAAUUAGAAAUAAGGCACACAUUUUUAAUAGGGGAUGAUCCAUUGAAACAAACUAUGGAUUCAAAUUGUGGAUUCUCUGUCUCUUGAUGUCUUCAAACCAAGAUUGGAUGAUUUCUGGAACACAAGUUGUUGGGUUCAAUACAGGAUUAACUGGGUGAAAUCCAAGACCUAUGUUUAUACAGAAAGUCAUAGUAGAUCUGAUGGUCUUUACUGGCCUUAAAAUCUAGUGACUGAAUUUGACUACAACAACCUUCUUUGAAACUCUGUCAAGGUGAGCAACACUGUGUUUGUUUCUGGUUGGGUGAGUAAUACAUCAGAAGGAUAUUUUUACUUGAUUAUUCUCAAUAUAAGUGUGAGCGAGCAGGUGAAUUUUAAUAACAGUUUUGUGAAGCUGGACUUCCCACAAUAUAAGGAGGAUGGAUGGGUGGAUGUUUGUUCUGAGUUAAUGUAACCUAUCUUACUUUUCUUGUAUGUACCAAUCUUUCAAAUAAACAGUUUCUGUAGUGCCAGA